GUUGCCUGUACGCAUUUUAAUAACUAUAUAUAAGGCAAAAACAUCAUACACACAAACAACAACAACACACAUUUCGUUCCUACACUUGAUUCGAGUCUUCCCAAUUGUUCAAUUGAUUCACCAAAAUGGGCAUCCCUCACUUUCUUUGUUUACCAUUACCUAUUCAAGGACAUGUGAAUCCCCUCAUGCAGUUUUCUCUUCUUUUGGCCAAACAUGGUUGCAAGGUCACUUUUGUACACACUGAGUUCAGCCACAAGCGAGCCAAUACUGCUGGUGGUGACAACAUGGAGGAGGCAAAAGUAGAGAUGGUGACUCUCCCUGAUGGUUUGGAUCCUCAGGAUGACAGAAGCGAUGUGGCCAAACUUCUUGUUUCAAUGAAAACCACCAUGCCUGCUCUGCUUCCAAAGCUCAUACAAGACAUUAAUGCCUCCAAUGUCGACAACAAGAUAACAUGUAUAAUUGUUACCAUAAAUAUGGGUUGGGCUUUGCAAGUAGGAAAUAAAAUGGGAAUCAAAGGAGCUCUUCUCUGUCCAGCAUCUGCAACUUCCUUGGCUUCUGCUGCCUGCAUCCCAAACCUUAUUGAAGAUGCCAUUAUUGAUUCUCAAGGACUUCCCACCAAAAACCAAGAAAUUCAACUCUCUCCGAAUAUGCCCAUGAUGGACACUUCAUACCUUCCAUGGCGUGGCUUUAAUAAGAUCUUCUUUGAGCAUCUUAUGCAAGAGAUGCAAACUUUGAAGGUAGGAGAGUGGUGGCUUUGUAUAUGUGCUGGUGUACCUUUCUUGUGUUGGCCAUGUACAACUGAUCAAUUUCUGAACAAGUCUUAUAUUUGUGAUGUGUGGAAGAUUGGAGUUGGUUUAGAAAAAGAUGAAACUGGAAUAGUUUCAAGGGAAGAGAUUAAGAAGAAGGUGGAUCAACUUCUGGUUGAUGAAGAUAUUAAAGGAAGGUCUUUAAAGUUGAAGGAGAUGACUAUAAAUAACAUACAAGAAGGUGGACAGUCAUCAAAGAAUCUCAACUUCUUUAUGGAGUGGGCAAAGUAG
This is a messenger RNA of Vigna radiata var. radiata (mung bean), 1037 nucleotides long. Its product is annotated as UDP-glycosyltransferase 83A1-like. The coding region runs from base 126 to 1037 and encodes 303 amino acids. The transcript is spliced from 3 exons. Lineage: Eukaryota; Viridiplantae; Streptophyta; Magnoliopsida; Fabales; Fabaceae. The record is from RefSeq and is a predicted model, not a curated record.